Molecule: messenger RNA, 1113 nt
Organism: Saccharomyces eubayanus
Lineage: Eukaryota; Fungi; Ascomycota; Saccharomycetes; Saccharomycetales; Saccharomycetaceae
Gene: RIM11
Product: serine/threonine protein kinase RIM11
Exons: 1
Coding region: 1-1113 (370 amino acids)
Biological process (GO): protein phosphorylation; signal transduction
Cellular component (GO): cytoplasm
Molecular function (GO): protein serine/threonine/tyrosine kinase activity; protein serine/threonine kinase activity; ATP binding
Source: RefSeq, a predicted model, not a curated record
AUGAACAUUCAAAGUAGCAAUCCUCCGAAUCUCAGCGGUAACAUAGUGUCUAAACAGGUUUACUACGCCCACCCCCCGCCAACGAUAGAUCCGAACGAUCCGGUGCAGAUAUCUUUUCCCACUACAGAGGUAGUAGGGCAUGGUUCGUUUGGCGUGGUAUUUGCAACUAUUAUUCAAGAGACAAGUGAAAAGGUUGCCAUUAAAAAAGUCUUACAAGAUAAACGGUUCAAGAAUAGAGAACUAGAAAUAAUGAAGAUGCUUAGCCAUACUAAUAUAAUAGAUUUAAAGUACUUUUUCUAUGAGAGAGAUUCCCAAGAUGAGAUUUAUUUGAACUUGAUUUUGGAGUACAUGCCGCAAUCCCUGUAUCAAAGAUUACGCCAUUUCGUCCAUCAACGUACGCCGAUGUCAAGAUUAGAAAUAAAAUACUACAUGUUCCAAUUAUUCAAGUCGCUGAACUAUUUACAUCAUUUUGCUAACGUUUGUCAUAGAGAUAUUAAGCCGCAAAAUCUGUUAGUAGACCCUGAAACCUGGUCUUUAAAACUGUGUGAUUUUGGCAGUGCAAAGCAGUUGAAACCUACGGAACCCAACGUUUCUUAUAUUUGUUCACGGUAUUACAGAGCACCGGAACUAAUUUUUGGCGCCACCAACUAUACCAACCAAAUCGAUAUAUGGUCUUCUGGGUGCGUGAUGGCGGAAUUGUUGCUAGGCCAACCAAUGUUCCCGGGUGAAAGCGGGAUUGAUCAAUUAGUGGAAAUUAUUAAAAUCUUAGGCACCCCAUCAAAGCAAGAAAUAUGCUCUAUGAACCCAAACUACAUGGAACAUAAGUUCCCUCAAAUUAAACCAAUACCAUUGUCGCGUGUUUUUAAGAAAGAGGACGAUCAAACAGUGGAAUUUUUGACUAACGUUUUAAAAUACGAUCCUUCGGAAAGAUUCAAUGCUUUGCAAUGUUUAUGUAGCCCAUAUUUUGAUGAACUUAAACUUGAUGAUGGUAAAAUUGACCAAAUAACUACCGAUUUAAAAUUACUGGAAUUUGAUGAACAUAUUGAACUAGGUCAUUUAUCGCCUGAUGAGUUAUCUUCCGUAAAAAGAAAACUCUUCCCCAAGUCCAAAUAA